GCAGUGCGUUUGUACAUUAAAGAGGAGAGGUGUUGUUUUGCUAGUUUGUUCCUGUGGUGUGUGUUCCUCUAAAGAUUUGCUGGUAUUUGUGGCCGGAUAGCGCUAAACCUUGUAACAAAUCUUUAUAGAAAUCGUCGAGUAUCUAUUUAAUUUCAUUUAAUACAAGUCGAGAGUCAGAUAUCGCGGAAAGAGCGCGAAUUGGAGGUCUUGAUGGACUUCCCUUCGCCAUGACACACUUCUUGGAAGAUCUUCGUCUCUCCUAUGUGCAACCUAAGAAAUACUCCUUGAAUAUACUUUAAAUAUCUCGGAAAUUGACGAAGAUGGAAUUUUACGAGCCGCAGUCUGUGCGUGCUGUAGCGAUAAGACCUCUAGACCCAGAUCGUAUCCUCAAUGAAAGUCUGGAAAAUAUCGCUGAUGGCCCUUCGACAGAUAGAUAUGGCUUCGUGGGAAAACACAAACAGGCUUCUGAGACAACUCUCCCAGUACAAGUGUUACGUGAAAGAGAGAUAAAGUGGCUAGAGAUGCUAAAUAAUUAUGAAAAAUGGAUAACAAAGAAAUAUAAAAAGUUAAGAGAGAGAUGCCGCAAAGGCAUUCCGCCAGCUGUGAGAGGUUUGGCCUGGCGGCAUUUGUCGGGUAGCAUAAAGAUGGAAAAGCAGAAUCCUAAUUUAUUUGAGGACCUUGCAAGCAAGCCCUCACCGGAGUGGGAAAACACGAUAGAGAAGGAUCUUUGCCGGGUCUUCCCAUAUCAUGAGCAGUUUACAGACACAGGCGGCCAGGGGCAAAAAGACCUGUUCAGAGUGUUAAAAGCCUACUCUUUAUAUGAUUCACAUACCGGAUACUGCCAGGCGAUGGCUCCUGUGGUUGCUGUACUGUUAAUGCACAUGACAGCAGAGGAAGCUUUCUGGUGCCUGGUAAUGAUCUGUUCCAAGUACCUUCCUGGGUAUUAUGGCCCUAAACUAGAGGCCAUUCAGCUUGACGGGGCCAUCUUUGGGGGCCUGCUCAGCAAAACCGUCCCUCAUAUAUCUAAACACAUGAAACAGCAUCAUAUAGACCCUCUGAUGUAUAUGACGGAGUGGUACAUGUGUCUAUUAGCAAGGAAUCUGCCUUUUGCCACUGUCCUUCGUGUUUGGGAUAUGUUUUUCUGUGAAGGUAUAAAGGUACUUUUCAGGACAACAAUAGCAAUUAUGAAAAUUAUGCUUUCACCACGGGAGCUUCGCAAGUGUCAGGGUUUAUUUGAGACAAAUGAAAGACUUAGACAUCUUGAGGGAAUGCAGGAGGAUGUGCUAAUACCUGUGUCGCUCACCAUAAAGUUAUCAGAGAAAGACAUGCGGAGGGAACACGAGCAACAGCUAGAAAAGCGAUCCGCGUCCAGAUGAAGGGAGUGAGAUCACAAGAUGACUAAACCUACCGACUGCGCAGCGUGUGUCCUCUUUGUAUUUCCAGUGAAAAACAGAGAAAAACACAGUGAGAAAAACAGCGGCAAGCUCGACGAAAAUUAUUGUCCGCACAAAAGGGAGAACUUGCCGAACAUCUCCCCGGUUUCCUCAGUUUCUCUGGAUUUUUUUCCUUGCAAACACGACGGGAACGCUUACUACGCAGGUUGUCAAACCUAGAGCUUCAACGAGGAACAAGAAGUAGGCGGGUAGAUAGAUUGUAAAUAGAAUAGAAUAGAAUAGAUAAAACAGGUAGACCAUUGCAAUAUUAAAUAACUGAUCUGAUCCUAGCAAGCCCUUAUACUGGAAUUUUAGGCAGGGAGGCAUUGGGGAGGAGGUAGGGAUGGAAAAAGCUGCCAGUCAUGAAUUUGCCCUGCAAUUAAGUCUGCACAAAAGACAAAUCCGGAGGGGUAAUAAACGGUCCAAGAAAACUCACUGUUUCACUCCUGGAAUCCCAAAUUCUUGGAAUCUCGUUUUUUUUUUCUCUGCAUGUCCGGAAAUUUUAAUCUUCAGGGUUAAAAUGUUGAUCUCAUUACUCAAACAAAUUUAAAUCUUCAGGGUUAAAAUGUUGAUCACUUAUUACUCAAACACUGAGAAUUAGGCGCCUAGCUAGGUAUUUGUAGGCACCACGGGUAUGUGUAGCCUCCGCGACCUCCAAAACGUGGUCCUUUACUCAUUAAAAUGUCGCCAAUGUUAGAUAUUUUAUAUAUCUAUGCUUGCGCGCUCCCCCGUUCAGUUAAUCAGCUACGCACCUGAAAAUAUAUCACUUCUCACUAUGAUCUACCACACGCCCGGCUUUCUCUCUAAAAUAAUUCUUUGGGAAAAUGACAUGAUGAUGACGACGAUAUUUUUUAAAAUCUCGAACUUGAAUUUUUUAAUAGUGUUCUCGGGAAAUCUCGCGUUCAUAAAUCCAUUGAACGAAAUGUAUACACUAAAAAACUUUUAAAGCUCUUUCGUAUUAUUUUUGAGAAUGAUGUGAUUAAUUGGCAUUACGGGCCUAGUGCUGUUUCGAAUUUAUUUAUUUAGAAAUUAUGUAAAUAUAAUAAAUUGCCUUAUGAAGUUUACCGACUAGAAAGACUUGGGGAAAAUAAUAAUAAAGAUAGCUGUUGAGUUAAGUAUCAUAUCAAUAAAAAAUAAACUUAUAUAAUUCUUUAGCUAUCUUCCGCUGCCAAUUAUUUUGCUUAUGCUAUUUUACUUUAAAUCUCAUCUUAUUUUAUCAAGUAAAUGCAAAAGUCCAGAAGGCUUUUGUAGUAACUGUGACUAACGUACUAUUUUCUUGUCAUGUUUUUUUUUUUUUUUAAGAUCUUGAAAAAUAAAGGACCUCUUUACCAUG
Nematostella vectensis (starlet sea anemone) is the source of this 2766-nucleotide messenger RNA. RefSeq names its product TBC1 domain family member 10A. Bases 321 to 1376 code for a protein of 351 amino acids. The record is from RefSeq and is a predicted model, not a curated record. Lineage: Eukaryota; Metazoa; Cnidaria; Anthozoa; Actiniaria; Edwardsiidae. The transcript is spliced from 12 exons.